UUUAUUAUUCAAUUGCCAAGUAUUUUAUAGAAACACUUAUUAUUUUCAAAUAAAUGUGUCCUGAAAAUUGCUGACCUUAAUAUAUUCUUUUCUAAUAAAAAUGGGUUUGUGUUGUGAUUGCUUUCGUUCCAAUGGUUAUCAGCAAAUUGGACAGGAGAGACAAGGGCCUCGCUUUGGUGUACGACAUUUGCAAUGCUUUCUGGUAUUUACUGGCUUAGCUGUAGCAUAUGCUCUACGUGUCAACCUUUCCGUGGCUAUUGUGGCAAUGACUGAUAGAAAUCCCACCAAUCCUGAUUUUCAGGAAUUCGACUGGGAUGAGAGCAUUAAGUCUUACCUUUUAAGCAGUUUUUUCUGGGGUUAUGUUAUCACUCAAGUACCUGGUGGUUAUUUAUCGUAUAAAUAUGGGGCUAAGUAUACGUUUCUUUUCGGAGUACUAAUCUGUUCCUGUUUGGCAGUGCUAACACCAUUUUGUGCCGAAAUUGGAGAUUGGCCAUUAUUAUUGGUAUUACGCGCAACACAAGGGAUUUGUCAGGGUAUGAUAUUUCCUUCGACACACACAUUUUUAUCAAAGUGGUCACCUAUAGAGGAACGCGGACGUUUAGUUACUUGCUGCUACUCAGGAUCACAAUUCGGAACUGUAAUUAUGUUAUUUGUAAGUGGUUUUAUGGCUUCAUCUUGGAUGGGGUGGCCUAGCAUUUUUUAUGCAUCUGGUGUAGCUGGCAUAUUGUGGUCGAUUGUUUGGUACAUGCUCAGCGCAAGUACUCCAGCUGAACAUCCUUUCAUAACAAAUAAUGAACGUAGAUUUAUAGAUAACUCUAUGUCAGAAAGCCGUAUUGUUCAUACAGAACAAACAAGAAUGCUACAUAGCCCACCAUGGUUAAAAAUAUUGACUUCUAGACCCUUUUUGACUUUAUUAUUAGUACAUUGCUCUAAUAAUUGGGGCUUUUGGACAUUAAUGACGGAAAUACCAACAUUCAUGAAAAAUAUACUUGGCGUUAACAUUCGUAGCAAUGGACCAUUGUCAGCUUUACCGUAUUUAGUCAUGUGUAUACUAUCAUUUUGCUUCACAAUUUUAGCUGACUUUAUUAAUGGUUUAAAUGGAAUUACACUAUCCUUUUCCCGAAAAUUUUUUAAUACACUCGGUCAAUGGGUACCUAUGUGCGCAUUAAUUACACUUGGCUAUAUAACAACUAGCAAUACUAAUGUAAGUACCAUAGCAGUCACGCUGUUAACAGUUGCCGUAGGUGUAAAUUCUGCUACCUACUUAGGAAUUCAAGUAAAUCAUAUAGAUCUAUCUCCGAAUUAUGCUGGAGCUCUUAUGGGUAUUACGAAUUGCGUCGCGAACAUAAUAGCUAUAAUAGCACCACUUGCUGUUGGUGUCAUUGUAACCGAUGAGACAAAUCCUAUGCAGUGGCGAGUGGUUUUCUAUGUAUCUGCGUCUUUCUAUUUUGUGGGCAGUUUACUAUUUAUUGUAUUUGGACGUACAAAUAUUCAACCAUGGAACUAUCCGUCAAAUAAUAGUGGUAAUUCUUCUAUUGUAGUAUCUAAGCUAGAUGAUGAAUCGAAUGAUGAAACCUCACCUUUGAAUAAUGGAAACUGAAUAUUAUUCAAACAAUUUAUCGAAUCCCAAUCUGGAAUAUAUGUAGAGAUAUUAGUCUGAUGAAACUUACUAAUAAUUAAUUGUUGUAUAAGUUGUUAGUGGAGUAAAAUCUUGUGUAAUGAAUCUAUAGAACAUAAGU
Molecule: messenger RNA, 1739 nt
Organism: Teleopsis dalmanni
Lineage: Eukaryota; Metazoa; Arthropoda; Insecta; Diptera; Diopsidae
Product: putative inorganic phosphate cotransporter
Exons: 4
Coding region: 101-1600 (499 amino acids)
Biological process (GO): transmembrane transport; monoatomic anion transport
Cellular component (GO): plasma membrane
Molecular function (GO): transmembrane transporter activity
Source: RefSeq, a predicted model, not a curated record